Alosa alosa (allis shad) is the source of this 12952-nucleotide messenger RNA. RefSeq names its product dynein, axonemal, heavy chain 1 (gene dnah1). The transcript is spliced from 81 exons. Gene Ontology annotation, biological process: microtubule-based movement. Gene Ontology annotation, cellular component: dynein complex. The record is from RefSeq and is a predicted model, not a curated record. Gene Ontology annotation, molecular function: dynein light intermediate chain binding; dynein intermediate chain binding; ATP binding. Lineage: Eukaryota; Metazoa; Chordata; Actinopteri; Clupeiformes; Clupeidae.
UAGUAACAGAUUUCAGGAAGACAGGAAGAAGUUGAGAAGUCAAUUCAGUUUUAAUGAAAAUUUGAAAGCUGCCCAUCCCAACUAAUUAGAGGUCAACGAAACGACAUAUGAUCUUUCUUAUGAAAGUUCUAUCACAAGUCUUCGUUGGACGACUAUGUGAGAAUGGAUUCAAGACUGGAGAAACAAAGCCAUCUUCAUGGGUUUGGAGUAUCUCUGCCCCACCUUUCCAGUAAAUCUUCAGAGUACAAACAUGCCCCAUCUCAAUCACAGAGGGGCAGACUUCCACCGGUCAGAAAGUACCCUUUAAUUGAGCAAAAGGGUUUCUACUCUGAACUCAUCACUACAUCUGCCAAGCCUCGAGUUCAGGUAGCUAUAUCUUAUACCCAGGGGCCACAGACUCAGCAGAGUUUACUGUGCCAAGCAGGAUAUGAAUCAAACACCCCAAACGUCGCGACUUUCUGCACCCCUCCGGAGCUGCACAGCAUUGUGGAGAAAGAGAAGCAUGGCCCCACCACUCAGCAGUUGCAGCAGACAGACUUCUCCUCCCAAGGCUACACUGCCAAAGUGCAGCUGCCCUACCAGUGCCAACGUGGACAACUGCCUCGCAAGAUAGAGAUCGAAAGACGGAGGCGAGAGUAUGUUAACAUGGACAUUUCUGAGCUGUUGGCAGAAAAGGGCAUUAACUCCAACCUCUUAAUCCCAAGACACCGAAGCAAUGUGGAGAGCCCAGCCAAACCAAAUAGCCCUGCUCUCUCUGUGUCAAACUACCUGCCCCUGGAGAUAUUUGACAACGAAGAGUUCGACUGCCGCACCCCUCAGGAUUGGCUAGCCUUAGGCACCGAACCAGGGUCCACUGAGAGAAAGCCAGUUCCUGCGAAAGCCUUGCUGCCCAACUAUGACAAGAUUCCAAAUGACUUAAGAAGUCCAUCUGUGACAUACUCCUGGCAUUCUGUUGGAGUUUUAGACUACUAUAUGGAGAAAAAGCUCUACUUGGUUCAUAAGGUGGACCGUAAUGGCAGAAUGAGGGACAGCAAAGGGAAGCCAAUUCUAAAGUCAAAAGAGAGAGCAAAAGACGGCUCUCCCCCAGUCCUUCUGGGUCAGUACUGGGUCCCCAGGAUCCAGGUGCAAUUCAGUGCUGAGGACCCACGCGUGUUCGCGCAGAGGGUGCUGUUCGCCCAGCGCUGGAGGGAGAACACAGAGGGCCUGCUGUUCUAUCACCUGGCAGUGGACAGCAUGCCUGUUUGGGAGGGCAUGCCCUGUCUUGGUCAGGACAGCCUCAACCGCAUCAAGAAACACGCACUUUCCACGCCAGGCCUCCAGCUGAAGUUGCUGCAGAAAUGUGUGGUCCAGAUGGAGAGUGAGAUUAAUCUGGCAUAUGAUCGCACCAUGAACCGGAUGGUUUUUGACAAAGUGGUGAAAGAGGACCCAGAGAAGUUCUCCCAUAUCACCGUUCCGCACAGAGAGCCGGAGACCGUGCCAGAGAGAGGGUUUGUGUCUAUCCCUGCGUACCCUUUUCAGAAGAACCGGGCAGCAUUCACCUUCAACACGCUCUUGACCAAGCCUGAGGUGAUCUCAGCCCUGUCUAAAGUGCGCGCCGAGUGCAACAGGGUGGCCUCCAUGAGCCUGUUUCACCUGACCUUCACCAAGGUCCUGCGGCUCGAGGAGUUUGAGCUGGCUCAGUCACAGACGCACGCACAGGUUCAGCUGUUCCUGCGCGACUCGUGGGUGACGACCCUGUGCAACAGCAUCCGCUCUAGCCUGAGGGACGUGGCGGCCGGCUGGUUCUGUCUGAAGGAGUCUCGCUGGGAGGUCUACUGCAUGUCCAAGAUGUGCUGCCUCAUGUCACAGGUGCGCUACGGCCUGCAGGACUCGCUGCGCUUCCUGGUGCAGCACUCGCUGGCCAGCCUCUCCCAGUUCCUGCUGGACACCUGCCAGAAUGUGCUGCACUGCCCGCAGGACAUGGUCUGGGUUGGAGACCUCAUCCACAGCCCCUACAAGCCCAAAAAGAGCCCUCUGUUUCUGGUGGACCUCAUUCUUGACCAGACAGGGGCUCACUACAGCACACCACUGGAGAACUUUGAGAGUUCCAUAAUGAACCUCUUUGACAAGGGCAUUCUCUCCACACACAAUGUCCCUCAGUUAGACAAGUUUGUGAUGACGAGCAUGUUCAUCAGUGGCACGCCGCUACUGGAGUCGGUGGGGCUGCUGGAGCCGGCCGUGCAGGAGCUGCGAGAGCGGGUGAGGCAUGCGCUGCGCCAGGCCACCAUUCCGCUCCGAGCCUACGCCCGCGAGUACGAGUGCCACCUGGAGCUGCACAACUCCGACGUGGAGAGCUUCCUCCGGGCCCACAGCCAGCCAGAGCAGACUCCCCAGGAGGUGAAACGGGAGGUGGAGCUGCACCUGAAGGAGAAGGAGGUGUUGGACCAAUCAUUGCCAGCCUCCAUCAUCAUCGGGCCCUUCCUGGUCAGUGUGGAGAUGGUUCGUCAGAACCUGUCCAAGAAGCGGCGUGCUCUGGCUAAUGCUGUCCUGGACAGGCUGGCACUGAAACUAGGCAAGCAACUGGAAGAUGCCUGUGAGGAAUGCAAGGCCAUCAGCAGAAAGCUCUAUGAGAAACCCAACAGUGUAGAGGAUCUGACGGAGCAGAGAGAAUGGAUGAAGCAGAUCCCUGAGCAACUCAAAGCACACGAGGAGGUGUUAUCCAAAGCCAUGUCUGACUAUGAGCUGAUUGACGCGUUCUUCUACAGCCUGUCCAAUGAGGAUUUCAAUGCUAAGUGGACAGCCAUGGCCUGGCCCCACAAGAUUGAGAAACAGAUGGAGGCGGUGGCCGCUCAGCACGUGGAGGAUGAGGAGCGCUUCCACAAGAUCCAGCUGGUCGACCAGAACAACUUCCAGGACCGACUGGACUCCCUGCAAAUGUUGGUGGCUGGAUUUUCAGGCUACACGGACGUGACCCGGGCACAUGAGGUGGCCAACGAGGUGCGUCGUGUCAGCAAACAGCUGAAGGAAUCCCAGGCCAUGGCAUCGCUGUACAACAACCGCGAGCGACUCUUUAACAUUCCCGUCACCAACUAUGACCGUCUGCAGAAGCUGACCAAGGACUUCCAGCCGUUCCGGGAUCUCUGGUCCACCACCUCGGACUGGCUGCGUUGGCACGAAAGCUGGAUGACCGACCCGCUGUCCAUCAUUGACCCAGAGCAGCUGGAGCGCAGCGUCAAUGAAGCCUUUAAGACAAUGCACAAAUGUGUCAAGCAGUUCAAGGACAUCCCUGCCUGUCUGGACGUGGCGAUGGAGAUCCGCAGGAAGAUCGAGGAGUUCACUCCGCUCAUCCCACUGAUUCAGGGCCUGCGUAACCCCGGCAUGCGCAGCCGCCACUGGAAGGUGCUGUCCGAGAAAAUCAAGAUGAACGUCCAGCCCAAAGCCAACCUGACCUUCUCCCGCUGCCUGGAGAUGGGCCUGCAGAACCACGUCAAGGACAUCGCCUUGGUGGCAGAGGUGGCUGGGAAGGAGUACGCCAUCGAACAAGCCCUCGACAAAAUGGAGAAGGAGUGGGCCACGGUGGCUUUUGAUGUGUGUUCUUAUAAGGAGACAGGCACCUAUAUCCUGAAGAGUCCCGAUGAGGCCUCCCAGCUGCUGGAUGACCACAUCGUCAUGACCCAGAGCAUGUCCUUCUCGCCUUACAAGAAACCCUUUGCGGACCGCAUCAGCACCUGGGAGAGCAAGCUGAGAAUCACACAGGAUGUGCUGGAGGAGUGGCUGACCUGCCAGCGCUCCUGGCUCUACCUGGAGCCCAUCUUCAGCUCCGAUGACAUCAACCGCCAGCUGCCCGUGGAGGGCAAGAGGUACCAGACGAUGGAUCGCACCUGGAGGAAGGUGAUGAAGAUGGCAAACGACAAGCGCCAGGUGAUUGAGGUGUGCCCGGACACUCGAUUGUUGGACAGCCUGAGAGACUGCAACAAGCUGUUGGAAAUGGUACAGAAAGGCCUGAGCGAGUAUCUGGAGACCAAGCGUGGAUCCUUCCCAAGAUUCUACUUCCUGUCUGAUGAUGAGCUCCUGGAGAUUCUGUCCCAGACCAGAGACCCAACCGCUGUGCAGCCCCAUCUGCGUAAAUGCUUUGAGAACAUCGCACGGCUGAAGUUCCAGUCGGACCUGCUGAUCACUCACAUGUAUUCAGGGGAGGGUGAAGAGGUCAAGCUGGUGAACCCCGUGCAGCCAUCUGGGAAUGUGGAGGACUGGCUGAGGGAUGUGGAGAGGUCCAUGAAGGCCAGUUUGAGGGAGAACAUCCACCGCUCGCUACUUGCAUACCCAGGGCAACCCCGUACUGAGUGGGUUCUGUCAUGGCCGGGCCAGGUGGUCAUUGCGGGCUGUCAGACCUUCUGGACCACAGAAGUGUCUGAGGCCCUAGAGCAGGGUGAUCUGGCCAGCCGCCUCUACCCCCAGCUGCAGGCACAGCUGGGAGACCUGGUGCAGCUGGUGAGAGGUGGUCUGUCUAAGAUGCAGAGGUCAGUCCUGUCCGCACUCAUCGUCAUUGAGGUCCAUGCUAAAGAUGUGGCUGCCAAGCUGGUGGAGGAGAAUGUGUCCAGUGUAAACGAUUUUGAGUGGAUCAGCCAGCUCAGGUAUUACUGGGCCAGAGGUGACCUGUACAUCAGAGCAGUGAAUGCGGAGUUCCUGUACGGUUACGAGUAUCUGGGCAAUUCAGGACGCCUGGUCAUCACUCCUCUGACAGACAGGUGCUACCUGACCCUCACAGGGGCUCUGCACCUGAAGUUCGGAGGGGCCCCAGCUGGACCUGCAGGGACGGGCAAAACCGAGACCACUAAAGACCUGGGCAAAGCCCUGGCCAUCCAGACUGUGGUCUUCAACUGCUCUGACCAGCUGGACUUUAUGGCCAUGGGGAAGUUCCUCAAGGGCCUGGCCAGCUCUGGAGCAUGGGCCUGUUUUGAUGAGUUCAAUCGCAUCGAUGUGGAGGUGCUGUCUGUGGUGGCGCAGCAGAUCACCACCAUCCAGAAAGCCCAGCAGCAGAGGUCAGAGAGAUUUGUGUUUGAGGGGGCCGAGAUUCCACUAGUGCCCUCCUGUGCCGUUUUCAUCACUAUGAAUCCUGGGUACGCAGGACGAACCGAGCUGCCGGAUAACCUAAAGGCCCUAUUCCGACCGGUAGCCAUGAUGGUUCCUGACUAUGCCAUGAUUGCAGAGAUUUCCCUUUACUCCUUUGGCUUCAGCGACGCCAAAAUUCUGUCCAAAAAGAUCACCAGCACCUUCAAGCUGUCCUCCGAGCAGCUCAGCUCUCAGGAUCAUUAUGACUUUGGGAUGAGAGCUGUGAAGACUGUCAUUUCUGCUGCGGGAAACCUUAAAAGAGAGAACCCGAACAUGAAUGAGGAGCUGAUCUGCCUGCGUGCCAUCCGGGACGUCAACGUGCCCAAGUUCCUGCAGGAUGACCUGAAGCUCUUCAGCGGCAUCGUGUCCGACCUCUUCCCCAAGAUCAAAGAGGAGCCCAUUGAUUAUGGCACGCUGGAGGAGUCCAUCCGCAGCGUCUGCGCCAAGAAGUGCCUGAAGGACGUAGAUGGUUACAUCACAAAAUGUAUCCAGCUGUACGAGACGACUGUGGUGCGUCACGGACUCAUGUUGGUCGGGCCGCCUGGCUCAGGCAAAACUAAGUGUUAUAUGAUUUUGGGAGCUGCGCUCACAGCUCUGCAGGGACAGCCGUCUGUCAGCGGUGGUGUGUACGAGGCGGUGCAGACGUUUGUGCUCAACCCCAAAUCCAUCACCAUGGGGCAGCUCUACGGAGAGUUUGACCUGCUCACUCAUGAGUGGACUGAUGGCAUUCUGUCCUCUCUGGUGCGCGGUGGUGUGGCCUCCAAUGAUGAGGAUAAGAAGUGGUACAUGUUUGAUGGGCCAGUGGACGCAGUCUGGAUCGAGAACAUGAACACUGUGCUGGACGACAACAAGAAGCUCUGUCUGAGUUCUGGAGAAAUCAUCAAGCUCACUGAUAGCAUGACCAUGAUGUUUGAGGUGCAGGACCUGGCCGUCACCCGUGGUCCCGCGGUGGGAACCUCCUGUGGCAUGGUGUACCUGGAGCCCAGCAUCCUGGGGCUCAAGCCCUUUACCGAGUGCUGGCUCCGCACCAUCCCGCCCCCUGCAGCCCCUGCAGCCCCUACCUUUGGGUGUACAAUGUGUAUUUUUAAUGUCUUCCUGCAGGACUCGAUCACAUUUGUACGCUCCUCAGUGAAAGAGGUUAUCACCUCGAUGGACAGCAAUCUCACCUGCAGUCUACUGAAGCUGCUCGACUGCUUCUUUAAGCCAUUUGUUCCUCAAGAGGGGACAAGGCCUCCACCCAAGAAGAAGCUGUCUCGCCUGAGUGAGCUGAUCGAGCCAUGGUUCGUCUUCUCUCUAGUGUGGAGCGUGGGGGCCACCGGAGACGCUGCCAGCUGGCUGAAGUUCAGCGUCUGGCUCAGGGACAAGAUGGCCGAGGAGAAAAUCAAGCUUUGCUUCCCCAAGGAAGGGCUUGUGUAUGACUACCGGCUAGAUGAUGCGGGGAUAAGUAACUUAUCAGAAGAAGAGGAGGAGGACAGAGACGGAAAGGUGCAAUGGGUCAGUUGGAUGGAGUCCGCGCGACAGGUGGUCAUCACGCCAGACACCAGCUACUCUGACAUCAUUGUGCCUACACCAGACACUAUUCGCAUGUCCUUCCUCAUGGACAUGCUGCUGUCCAACAAGAAGCCAGUUCUGUGCAUCGGGCCCACAGGCACAGGGAAGACCCUGACCAUAUCAGAUAAGCUGCUGAAGAACAUGCCAGCAGAGUACAUCACUCACUUCCUGAUGUUCUCAGCAGCACAUCAAUAAUCAGGCAUAAAGAUUACAUGGACAACAAAACUGGACAAAAGGCGUAAGGGAGUGUUCGGGCCUCCACUUGGCAAGUAUUUUGUCUUCUUCAUUGACGACUUGAACAUGCCCAUGCUGGAGACAUAUGGGGCCCAGCCCCCUAUUGAGCUGUUGCGCCAGUGGAUGGACCAUGGAGGCUGGUACGACAGGAAACAGAUUGGUGCCUUCAAGUACCUGGUGGACAUAAACUUUGCGUGCGCCAUGGGGCCCCCUGGGGGUGGCAGGAACCCCAUCACCCAGCGCUUCACACGCCAUUUCAACUUCCUGUCCUUGACCGAGAUGGAUGACAGCAGCAAGAAAAAGAUCUUCUCCACUAUCCUGGGCAACUGGAUGGAUGGAAACAUGAGUAAAAAGGACCCAGGCAAGAAGAUCCCUGAGAUCCUACCCUUGAACGAGCCCCUGGUGGACACCACCAUCCGCGUGUACUCCACCAUAACGUCCUGCCUGCUGCCCACGCCGGCCAAAUCCCACUACACCUUCAACCUGCGUGACCUCUCCAAAGUGUUCCAGGGCAUUCUCAUGGCAGAGGCCAUCAAGAUUGAGACUAAAGAGAACCUGUUGCGGCUGUGGUUCCACGAGAGCUGCCGAGUGUUCCAGGACCGGCUGGUCAGCGCCGAGGACAGGCAGUGGUUCGACCAGCUGCUGCAGACCUGCAUCGAGGAGUUUGAUUGCAGCUUCGACGACGUCGUCCCCUCUCGACCCGUCCUCUUCGGAGACUUCAUGGUUCCAGGGGCAGAUACCAAAAUAUAUCAGCACAUAGAGGACCGGGGGAAGUUGGCUCGAGUCAUGGAUGAGUACAUGGAUGACUACAACCAGAUCAGCACUGCCAAGCUGAAGCUGGUGCUCUUCAUGGAUGCCAUCCAGCAUGUGUGCCGCAUCAGCCGCAUCCUGCGCCAGCCCCUGGGCAACGCCCUGCUGCUGGGCGUCGGGGGCAGCGGCCGCCAGUCUCUCACCAAGCUGGCCAGCCACAUGUCUGACUACGAAUGUUUCCAAAUCGAAUUGUCUAAAAACUAUGGGAACGCAGAGUGGAGAGAGGACAUCAAAAGCAUCAUGCUGAAAGCUGGCCUCACCAACGUCCAGAUCACCUUUCUGUUUGUAGACACACAGAUUAAGAAUGAGUCCUUCCUGGAGGACAUAAACAACAUCCUAAACUCAGGCGAUGUGCCCAACCUGUACGCCACCGACGAGCAGGAGCGCAUCCUGAACACCAUGAAGCCUGUGGUGCAGGACCUGGGGCAGCAGCCCACCAAGGCCAACCUCAUGGCCGCCUACAUCAAGAGGGUCCGCAGCAACAUACACACCGUGCUCUGCAUGAGCCCCAUUGGCGAGGUGUUCCGGGCACGGCUCAGGCAGUUCCCCUCGCUGGUCACCUGCUGCACCAUCGACUGGUUCAGCGCCUGGCCAGAGGAGGCACUGCAGUCUGUGGCCACCUCCUUCCUCGGAGAGCUGCCGGACCUGGACGGUACCCCGGCCGCCAUGAUGGGCCUGAGCCUGAUGUGCGUGAGGAUCCACCAGGUUGUGGCCAGGAUGUGCGGCCAGUACCUGGCCGAGAUGUCACGGUACAACUACGUCACGCCCAAGAGCUACCUGGAGCUGCUCAGCAUAUUCUCAGCCCUCAUUGGCCGCAAAAAGCAGGAGCUUAACAGCGCUCGGCUGCGUAUGAAAACUGGCCUGGAUAAGUUGCUGAGCACAGCUGAGGAUGUGGCUAAGAUGCAGGAGGAGCUAGAGAUGAUGAGGCCUCUUCUGGAGGAGGCUGCCAAGGACACAGUGGUCACCAUGGAGAAGAUCAAGGAAGACACUGUGGUUGCCGAGGAGACCAGAGUGGCGGUGCAGGCGGAGGAGACCAAAGCCACAGAGAAGGCGACGGUGGCACAAGCCAUCGCAGAUGAUGCCCAGAAGGACCUGGACGAGGCUCUGCCUGCCCUGGACGCAGCCCUCGCCAGCCUGAAGUCCCUCAACAAGAAUGACGUCGUUGAGGUACGAGCCAUGCAGAGGCCCCCUCAGGGAGUGAGGCUGGUCAUUGAAGCUGUUUGUAUCAUGAAGGGCAUCAAGCCUAAAAAGGUUGCAGGAGAGAAGCCAGGCACUAAGGUGGACGACUACUGGGAGCCAGGAAAGGGCCUUCUUCAGGACCCAGGAAAGUUCCUGGAGGGCCUGUUUAAGUUUGACAAGGAUAACAUCCCGGAUGCUGUGAUCAAGCUGGUGCAACCGUACAUCGACAACGAGGAGUUCCAGCCGGCAAACAUCGCCAAAGUGUCCAAAGCUUGCACCUCCAUCUGCCAGUGGGUGCGAGCCAUGCACAUCUACCACUUCGUCGCCAGGGCAGUGGAACCUAAACGGCAAGCCCUGCAGGAGGCCCAGGAGGACCUGGCGGUGACGCAGCGCAUCCUGGACGACUCACGGGACAAGCUGGCGGCCGUGGAGGAGGGCAUCGCCACGCUCCAGGCCAAGUACAGCGACUGCCUGGCCAAGAGGGACGAGCUGGACAGCAAGUGCCAGCUGUGCGAGAAAAGGCUUGUCCGGGCCGACAAGCUGAUUGGUGGUCUGGCCGAUGAGAAAGUGCGCUGGAAGGAAACCGUUGAGAACCUGGAGUACAUGGUUAAUAAUGUGGCUGGGGACGUGCUGCUCUCUGCUGCAUAUAUAGCCUACCUGGGUCCAUUCACCGGGGAGUACCGGGCAGCCAUGGCGGACGAGUGGCUGCAGGGCUUUAAGGAGCUGAGGGUGCCGCACACGGAGCCCAACCUCAUCAACACGCUAGGGGACAAAGUCAAGAUCCGCUCCUGGCAGAUCGCAGGCCUACCAAAGGAUCAUUUGUCUGUGGAGAAUGGUGUUAUUGUUCAGUACUCUGAGCGCUGGUGCCUGUUCAUUGACCCUCAGGGACAGGCCAACAAGUGGAUCAAAAACAUGGAGCGGGACAACGGAUUGGACGUGAUGAAGCUGAGUGACCGGGACUUCCUGCGCAGCCUGGAGAAUGCGAUCCGCUUCGGGAAGCCCUGUCUGCUGGAGAACAUCGGGGAGGAGCUGGACCCUGCACUGGACCCGGUGCUGAUGAGACAGACGUUCAAGCAACAGGGCAAUGUUGUUCUGAAGCUAGGAGACACUAUCAUCCCCUAUCACAACGACUUCAAGAUGUACAUGACCACCAAGCUGCCCAACCCACACUACUCCCCUGAGAUCUCCACCAAGGUCACACUCAUCAACUUCACCCUGUCACCAAGCGGCCUGGAGGACCAGCUGCUGGGUUGCGUGGUGGCCGAGGAGCGGCCUGACCUGGAGGAGGCCAAGAACCUGCUGAUUGUGAGCAGCGCACGCAUGAAGCAGGAGCUGAAGGAGAUCGAGGACCAGAUCCUGCACCGGCUCAGCUCGUCCGAGGGGAACCCGGUGGAUGACGAGGAGCUCAUCCGCGUGCUGGGAGCGUCCAAGAUCAAAGCCGCCGAGAUCGAGGCUAAAGUGAGGGUGGCCGAAGAGACGGAGCGGGACAUUGAUGCCACCCGUCUGGAGUACGUGCCAGUAGCCGUGCGCACCCAGAUCCUUUUCUUCUGCGUGUCGGACCUCGCCAACGUGGACCCCAUGUACCAAUACUCUCUGGAGUGGUUCCUGGGAAUCUUCUUGGCUGGCAUUGCCAACUCGGAAAGGGCUGACACGGUGGAAGAGCGAAUCGUCAACAUCAACAAGUACUUCACCUUCAGCCUGUACAGCAACGUGUGCCGCAGCUUGUUUGAGAAGCACAAGCUGAUGUUCGCCUUCCUGCUGUGCGCCCGCAUUAUGAUGAACGAGAACAAGAUCGACAUGGCGGAGUGGCGUUACCUGCUGGCAGGGGGCAUGGUCCAGCUGGAGCUGCCCAAUCCGGCAGUGUCGUGGCUCUCGGACCGCGCCUGGCAGGACAUCCUGGGCCUCAGCGCCCUGCCCAACUUCAGCAGCCUGGCCGACAGUUUCUCCAAGCACAUGGGCGGCUUCAGGAAGAUCUUCAACAGUAGCCAGCCACACAGGCAGCCUGUCCCUGGUGAGUGGGAGACAAAGCUGAGCUCCUUCCAGAAGCUUCUGAUCCUGCGCUGCCUGCGAGCUGACAGCCUGACACAGGGACUGCAGGACUUUGUGGCUGCCCAGCUGGGCCAGCGCUUCAUUGAGCCUCAGACGUCCGACCUCUCGGUGGUGUUUAAGGAAUCGUCCCCCACCAUCCCGCUCAUCUUCGUGCUGUCCCCAGGGACCGACCCGGCCGCCGACCUCUACAAGUUCGCCGACGUCAUGAGGUUCUCCAAGAAAAUGAAUGCCAUCUCCCUCGGCCAAGGCCAGGGGCCCUGGGCCGAGGCCAUGAUGUACGGCGCCAUGGAGAAAGGCAAGUGGGUCUUCUUCCAGAACUGCCACCUGGCGCCCAGCUGGAUGCCCUCUCUGGAGCGGCUCGUCGAGAAUAUUGACCCGGAAAAGGUGCACAGAGACUUCCGCGUGUGGCUUACGAGUCUGCCCAGCAACAAGUUCCCGGUGUCUAUUCUCCAAAAUGGCUCCAAGAUGACCAUCGAGCCUCCCAAAGGCAUCAAAGCAAACCUCCUGAAGAGCUACCUGAGUCUCACUGAGGAUUUCAUCACUUCGUGCUCCAAGGCGUCGCAGUUGAAGUCUCUCCUGUUCUCCCUGUGCUUGUUUCACGGAAAUGCCAUUGAGCGCAGGAAGUUUGGACCUCUGGGCUUCAACAUUCCGUACGAGUUCACCGAUGGGGACCUGCGCAUCUGUAUAAGCCAGCUGAAAAUGUUCCUGGACGAGUACCAGGACAUUCCUUACAAGGUGCUGAAGUAUACGGCGGGCGAAAUCAACUACGGCGGCCGCGUGACGGACGAUUGGGACCGACGCUGCAUCCUCAACAUCCUGGAGGAUUUCUACUGUCCUGCUGUACUAGAACCCGCACACAGCUACUCCCCCUCCGGAGAGUACCGGCAAAUCAGCACUGACCUCGACGUGAAGGGGUACCUGGAAUACGUGCGCAGCCUGCCCAUCAACGAUGCGCCGGAGAUUUUUGGGCUCCAUGACAAUGCCAACAUCAGCUUUGCCCAGAACGAGGUGUUCACCCUCCUGGGCACCGUGGUGCAGCUGCAGCCCAGGGCUGCGGCCAGUGGUGGCAAGGGCAGAGAGGAGAUUGUUGAGGAGAUUGUGGGUGGUAUCAUGGAAAAGAUUCCCAACCCCAUUGAUUUGGAGGAGGUGAUGACCAAGUAUCCCGUUCUAUAUGAGGAAUCCAUGAACACCGUUCUCAUCCAGGAAGUGAUAAGGUAUAACAAGUUACUGGAGGUUAUAUCCAGGAGCCUGGUUGACCUGGUGAAGGCUUUGAAAGGCUUGGUGGUGAUGUCAUCCGAGCUGGAGCUCAUGGCCAACAGCCUGUUCAUCAAUGCUGUCCCAGAUAUGUGGAAGGCCAAGGCGUACCCCUCUCUGAAGCCCUUGUCCUCGUGGGUGUCUGACCUCCUCCAGAGGAUCAGUUUCCUGCAGGGAUGGAUCACAGAUGGCAUUCCCUCUGUGUUCUGGAUCAGCGGCUUCUUCUUCCCACAGGCCUUCCUGACAGGAACGCUGCAGAACUUUGCUCGCUCCUCUUUGGUCUCUAUUGAUACCAUAGGAUUCGACUUCAAGGUGAUGGAGGAAUCCCCUGCUGAGCUGACCACCAGGCCUAAGACGGGCUGCUUCAUCCACGGCCUGUUUCUGGAGGGCGCCCGCUGGGACGCCCACGCCGGCCUGCUGACCGAGUCACGGCCAAAGGAGCUCUACACAGAAAUGGCCAUCCUCUGGCUGGUGCCCGUUCCCAACCGCAAGGCUCCGGCCUCGGGCAUCUACAUCUGCCCCAUCUACAAAACCCUGACGCGUGCUGGAACUCUCUCCACAACGGGCCACUCCACCAACUACGUCAUCUGUGUGGAGCUGCCCACUGACCGCACCCAGAGGCACUGGAUCAAACAGGGCGUGGCACUAAUCUGUGCGUUGGACUACUGAACAUGCCCACACAUACAUUAUUGAAAUUUCAAUAAAGCAGACAGACGUGCACUCUGCACUCAUCCAAUCAAAACCAUAUGUAAACAAUGAUUAAAAUAUUGUAUUGAAUUAUUAA